Molecule: messenger RNA, 802 nt
Organism: Emericellopsis atlantica
Lineage: Eukaryota; Fungi; Ascomycota; Sordariomycetes; Hypocreales; Bionectriaceae
Product: PRO41 protein
Exons: 3
Coding region: 229-669 (146 amino acids)
Source: RefSeq, a predicted model, not a curated record
UCAUUCUUUUUUUUUUCUUCUUCUCCUUCUUUUUUUUCAACUCGUGGGUCUGGUUACCUGCGCUGCUUUGACACGACAGCUCUUUGAUAGAGCGUCGGCUUGUACAAUUCACUCUUUUUUUGGCGCCUUGGUUUUAAUACUUUGGGGGAGGGACACACGGAUCAAAUAUAGAAUCGCAUUCACUCCACGGAAAGCUUCGCAAGACACACUCUUUGGGGAAGCGCAAUAAUGGGCAAGCUCAUCAAGAACCACUGGGCUCGGCUCAUCAUCCUCACGGCCGCAGCGUACCAAGUCGUUGCCGCCAUCGAAGGCUUCUUCUGGCCCAAGAUAUUCUGGGACUUUCUCACAAAGACCCUCGACGGCGCCGUCAAGCCGAUACCCGUUCUGCAAAUCCUCAACCUGGUCUUCGGUCUGGCCAUGCUCGCUCUCGAAUGGCCUCUCAGUUUCAUCGCCGGCUCCGCCAUCCACCGCUCCCUCGAAGUCCGCCUCGCCAUCCUGCCUCUCGUGGCCCUGGUGGCGGUGCUCAUGUACCAGACGACGAACCCCGCCAUCUACUACAUGGUCGGCGUGGUUGUCUACUUUGUCGCAUAUAGCGAAGGCGAGAUCAUCUGCGCCAAACCGUGGACACUGCCCCAACGUGGACGUGGAGGGGCCGGUGCCAAGGCUUAAAGAGGCCAGUCGCCUUGAUGCAGCAUGGAGUGAGGGCGUUUACUAUGCAUAAUACUGUCAUCCUCCCGUCCGUUUGGAAAAGGGUAUCUCGGGGACGAUCACUGACCCGAGUUGGCACGUCAUAGCGAUGAUG